Molecule: messenger RNA, 1744 nt
Organism: Triticum aestivum (bread wheat)
Lineage: Eukaryota; Viridiplantae; Streptophyta; Magnoliopsida; Poales; Poaceae
Product: tubulin beta-8 chain
Exons: 3
Coding region: 112-1449 (445 amino acids)
Biological process (GO): microtubule-based process
Cellular component (GO): microtubule
Molecular function (GO): structural constituent of cytoskeleton; GTPase activity; GTP binding
Source: RefSeq, a predicted model, not a curated record
UUCUCGCCCCCCUCCCCUCCCUCCCUCCCACGUUCCCUCGCCCCCGCUCCACAAACCAACCCAAGAACAGCCACCCGGCGACGCGACGCGACGCAACCCGAUCGACGCAAGAUGAGGGAGAUCCUGCACAUCCAGGGCGGGCAAUGCGGCAACCAGAUCGGCGCCAAGUUCUGGGAGGUGAUCUGCGGGGAGCACGGCGUCGACCCCACCGGCCAGUACACCGGCAGCGCCCCCGAGCAGCUCGAGCGCAUGGACGUCUACUUCAACGAGGCCGGCGGCAACCGCUACGUGCCCCGCGCCGUCCUCAUGGACCUCGAGCCCGGCACCAUGGACUCGCUCCGCUCCGGCCCCAUCGGCGCCAUCUUCCGCCCGGACAACUUCGUCUACGGCCAGUCCGGCGCCGGCAACAACUGGGCCAAGGGCCACUACACCGAGGGCGCCGAGCUCAUCGACUCCGUCCUCGACGUCGUGCGCAAGGAGGCCGAGAACUCCGACUGCCUCCAAGGUUUCCAAGUAUGCCACUCUCUUGGCGGAGGCACUGGUUCGGGCAUGGGCACGCUGCUCAUCUCCAAGAUCCGGGAGGAGUACCCUGACCGCAUGAUGCUCACCUUCUCCGUGUUCCCGUCGCCCAAGGUGUCCGACACGGUGGUGGAGCCCUACAACGCGACGCUGUCGGUGCACCAGCUCGUCGAGAACGCCGACGAGUGCAUGGUCCUCGACAACGAGGCCCUCUACGACAUCUGCUUCCGCACCCUCAAGCUCACCAACCCUUCCUUCGGUGACCUGAACCACCUCAUCUCGGCGACGAUGAGCGGCGUCACGUGCUGCCUGCGGUUUCCAGGGCAGCUCAACUCGGACCUCCGGAAGCUGGCCGUGAACCUGAUCCCGUUCCCCAGGUUGCACUUCUUCAUGGUCGGGUUCGCGCCGCUCACGUCCAGGGGAUCGCAGCAGUACCGCGCGCUCACGGUGCCGGAGCUGACGCAGCAGAUGUGGGACGCCAAGAACAUGAUGUGCGCGGCCGACCCGCGCCACGGCCGCUACCUCACGGCGUCCGCCAUGUUCAGAGGCAAGAUGAGCACCAAGGAGGUGGACGAGCAGAUGAUGAACGUGCAGAACAAGAACUCCUCCUACUUCGUCGAGUGGAUCCCCAACAACGUCAAGUCCAGCGUCUGCGACAUCCCGCCCGUGGGGCUCGCCAUGUCCUCCACCUUCGUCGGCAACUCCACCUCCAUCCAGGAGAUGUUCCGCAGGGUCAGCGAACAGUUCACCGCCAUGUUCCGCCGCAAGGCCUUCCUCCACUGGUACACCAGCGAGGGCAUGGACGAGAUGGAGUUCACCGAGGCCGAGAGCAACAUGAACGACCUCGUCGCAGAGUACCAGCAGUACCAGGACGCCACCGCCGAGGAGGACUACGAGGAGGAGGAGGAGCCAGCCGCCGACCAACCAUGAUCAUCCCUUCUCUUCGUUCGUCUCCCUUUCCAUGCGUGCGUACGUCGGUUUGAUUUGUGCAGCUGCCAAUCCAGUUCAGGAGGGUCGCCAUAUAUACAUAUAUCUACUCUUCACCAUGUCAAGUUAGUACCUAGUAGUAUUAUGUACCGUAAUAUCUUGUCGUCGUGUUUGCCUGUAUUAAUUUGUAUGUAUGCUUGUUUCGUGCUACCUUUAUAUAUUCGUCGUCGUCUUCGAACCUUUCUUUACUCGCCAUCUUUAUGUCAGGUUACUUACAAUUUGUUUGCUUGGGGUUACU